Messenger RNA from Dromaius novaehollandiae (emu), 2760 nucleotides. It is a transcript of the gene WDR45B, whose product is annotated as WD repeat domain 45B. Gene Ontology annotation, cellular component: cytosol; extrinsic component of membrane; phagophore assembly site membrane. The record is from RefSeq and is a predicted model, not a curated record. The coding region runs from base 208 to 1242 and encodes 344 amino acids. Gene Ontology annotation, biological process: nucleophagy; protein localization to phagophore assembly site; protein lipidation. The transcript is spliced from 10 exons. Lineage: Eukaryota; Metazoa; Chordata; Aves; Casuariiformes; Dromaiidae. Gene Ontology annotation, molecular function: phosphatidylinositol-3-phosphate binding; phosphatidylinositol-3,5-bisphosphate binding; protein binding.
GGCGCUCCUCGGCCUGGCGGGUGGAUGGCGUCUGUGCUCGGCGGCGCGGCCUGGCUAGGUCGGAAGCAGCCGCCGGCCUGUCCGCCCCGGCUCGGCUCGGCUCGGCUCGGCUCGGCUCGGCUCGGGCGGGCUCCCGCGGCGGGGCUGCGUCGGGCGGGCGCCGCCAUGGUUUAAAGGGCCGCGGGCAGACGCGAGCGGGCAGGAGCCAUGAACCUGCUCCCGGCGAACCCGCACGGCAACGGGCUGCUCUACGCCGGCUUCAACCAGGACCACGGCUGCUUUGCAUGUGGAAUGGAAAAUGGAUUCCGAGUUUAUAAUGCAGAUCCACUCAAAGAAAAAGAGAAACAAGAAUUUCUAGAAGGUGGUGUUGGCCACGUCGAAAUGUUGUUUCGUUGCAACUACUUAGCGCUAGUAGGUGGAGGAAAAAAGCCGAAGUACCCACCCAACAAAGUAAUGAUUUGGGAUGACCUGAAAAAGAAGACUGUCAUUGAGAUAGAAUUUUCUACAGAAGUCAAAGCAGUUAAACUGCGAAGAGAUAGAAUUGUGGUAGUUCUGGACUCAAUGAUUAAAGUUUUCACAUUCACACACAAUCCCCACCAGUUGCACGUCUUUGAAACCUGCUACAACCCUAAAGGUCUCUGUGUCCUUUGUCCAAAUAGUAAUAACUCUCUCCUUGCAUUUCCUGGAACACAUACUGGGCAUGUGCAGAUAGUGGAUCUGGCUAAUACAGAAAAGCCGCCUGUAGACAUACCAGCUCAUGAAGGUGUCUUGAGCUGUAUAGCUUUAAACCUGCAGGGAACAAGAAUUGCAACAGCAUCAGAAAAAGGGACCCUCAUAAGAAUAUUUGAUACUUCAUCAGGGCAUUUAAUCCAGGAGCUACGAAGAGGAUCACAGGCAGCCAAUAUAUACUGCAUUAACUUCAAUCAGGAUGCUUCCCUAAUCUGUGUAUCCAGUGACCACGGCACAGUACAUAUUUUUGCUGCAGAAGACCCCAAAAGAAAUAAACAGUCAAGUUUGGCCUCUGCCAGCUUUCUCCCCAAAUACUUCAGUUCCAAAUGGAGUUUUUCCAAAUUUCAGGUUCCCUCAGGCUCUCCGUGCAUUUGUGCCUUUGGAACAGAGCCAAAUGCUGUCAUAGCAAUAUGUGCAGAUGGCAGCUACUACAAGUUCUUAUUCAACCAAAAAGGGGAAUGCUCAAGGGAUGUCUAUGCUCAGUUUCUAGAAAUGACUGAUGACAAGCUUUGACUGAGUUGAGGGAGUGCAUGGGUCACAGUACUGCCUUGGCUAUUCUGCAUCUUUGGAAGGACAGUGUAUGAAUGUCCAAUACCGAUCAAGAAGUUUAGCAGACCUCACUGAGAAGCCUGGCCCAACAUGAUCAGAACAAGCUCUGAAGUAGUGGACUACAUAUGUUUAUUCUCAUUUCUGCAAGCAUUCAUCAUUUAAAAUCUCUUUGAGUUACUGUCAUCAACUCAAGUUUUCAAGACAUGACUUUCAACAAGCUUGUGCCUAUUGGGUUUCUCUUAAUCUAAACUGUGAAAUGACUUUAGGUUAAACAUGAGUGCCUGCCACACUACACGAUCUGCAGGGGGCUGUACAUAUGUCAGGACUAGCCUUAGAAAAAGGGAUAUGAAAACAGAAGAUUUUAGGCAUUGCUUUACUUCCACUGAGCUGCUGAGAGAGGGAAGAAUAUACAGAUCAUAGUCAGCUAAAUCCAGCAGCCUGGUUAGGAACCAGAGUACUGCUUCUCCCCCUGACCACGCGUCCUAGCAUAACAGAGGAGAAGCGAUGACAAGCAUAUAGCCAUAGAAAACUGUAGCUCGAGCCAUGCUUGUCCUCUGAUCUGGUGUGUCAGGUUCAGGGGUGGUAGUCCUGUGCCUGCAGACUGCUGCUCGUACACACACACACACUGCUGUUGGUUAAGUUGAAUGAUCAGCACUAAUUGUCAAAGGUGCCAAACUGUAUAUAGUAGAUGAAGGCACAUUGAGGCACUUGCAGACCUAACUAACCACUACUCAGUGUCUGAAGUAAGCACAUGGGAUACUUUGGCAAAUGAGACUUCUGUAUUUGCAGAGAGGUGUGAUUUUUUUUUUCCUUCUGUAGUGAAACAGCCAUUCCAAGUUUAAAAGCCGCCCUCGGUACUGGUGUGACAACUGUAGCAACUGCUUCAAAAAUAGCUGUGCUUCAACUGGAAGACUUGACAGGCCACUUACCCAUCCAGCACAAUACAUGAACUAGGUGGCAUGAAGUAUACUCUUCUGCAAUGGCUUUAAACUUGCAAACUUUUUUUUUUUUUUUUUUUUCUUUUUGAAAUGUUGCAUACUAAGUAUUGUUGGUCUAGGAGCAGUUAGGUUAGAUUAAACUGACUGACUUGUAAACUUUCUUUUCUCAAAGUUGUUUUAUGGCAAUUAGUAUUUACUGCUGGAAUAAGGCACAAGAUACUAAACUAGAAACUGAACUAGACACAAGCUCUCUGUUACUAGCACUCAAUACCUGGGGGGAGGGAAGUCUUGCUCUUCUGGAAUUUAAUUUUACAGAUGCUUCAAAUCUGACAUCCCCGUUCACUCUAAGAUGGUUUAGCUGCAAACUCUCUAAAUUUGACAAGUUUCUUUUAGUGUCACAUAACAUACUAAGGACUAACUUCUACGCAGAUUUUGAUGUCAAGUUUGCAUGUUGCUUUUAUGUGUACUUAAUCACAGAAAUUGUUUUGCACACUUAUUUGUAAUAUGUUAUUUCUUUUAAAUAAAAGUGACUAAUUUUGCUGUA